UCAAUGACCCACUUUCUCUUUCUCCAGUCACGUACUUUCUCAACAACUCAAAAUGACCCUGUGUCCGUCCUUAUCGGCUUCCUGGCGUAUUCGUAUCAAUCCACUCUCUGUUCCUCUCUGUUUCUGUACAACCAAGGCGAGCGAGUUCCCACUUGAUCGAUAACACCAUGUCGUCUUGGGAUCCACUUCUGCCACCGUGGAGACCACCUCUGUGGAGACCGCCCCAGUGGUGGGCCACAGACAGCAAUUCAAAAGACGGAUCGCGUGGAAAGAAGAUCAAAGAUGCAUAUGCAAAGGCAAAAAAAUGCACCUUAUGCAACAACUUUGUGUGGCCGACCGAAGGUGUAGAAUUUCGAAUCGACGAGUGGUCGUCGUCUGCUAAAGGAGGUUGUGCUGGCUGCAUGGUUCUAUGUGCCGUUGCAACUUUGAUUGAAUAUACAAUAGAGUCUCCUGAACAGUCGAGUCCCAUUGGAAGUAUGCGGUUCAAAAUGGAGCAUUCACGAAUCUUGGCCACAUCAGAUUGGCGCUAUGGUUAUGAUGUGUACUCUCCGCACAUGCAACAAAAUCCUUGGGAGAUACCGUAUUUUCCCCCAGAACUUGAAGUUGCAUCAUACUCUGGAUCCAGUCAUGCCAUCAAGCGCACGCUAUCCUGGCUACGGGCUUGUGACGAGACACAUCAAUCGUGUAGGCGCACUACUUCACCUCUGCCAUCUCGUGUUGUCCUUAUCCAAGGACCACAGAAUAUAAAGCUUCAUGAAAGUAAUGGAGAAACCGAGCCCUAUGCCUGUCUAAGUCAUUGCUGGGGCAAGAAACAUAUCAUCAGGACGACUACAUCUAAUCUGUCGCUCCACAAGCAACAAAUCAAGUGGAGCCGGCUCCCUCUCACAUUCCGACAUGCCGUGUCCUUUGCCUACCGCCUUGGCUUAAAGUAUCUCUGGAUCGACUCGCUGUGCAUUAUCCAAGACGAUGUCGAUGACUGGCGCCGCGAAGGAAGCAAAAUGGCUCAAAUCUAUUCCGGGGCUUACAUUACACUCGCUGCUACAGCAUCUCGAGAUGCAUCAGGUGGCUGUUUCCGCCACGGCGCCAAACGCUCUCUCUUCCGCCUCUCAUAUCCGGACGAAAAAGGUUCCAAGCUAGACCUCUACGUCCGGCCAAGAUUAAAGAACGCCAGCUGGGUCGAAGGCAGAGCGCCCUUGGUACCUCGUGGAUGGACACUACAAGAACGACUGCUUUCUCCACGGGUCCUGUAUUUUACGCACGAAGAGCUCGUCUGGGAUUGCAAGACCAAGAAUGAUUGCGAGUGCUCCAUCCCACCCCCCUUCGCCUUACUCUCAAAUAUGUGCAGUCUUUCCUGGCUGAACGACAAGCUGCAUGUCACCAAUGGCGACGACCACUCAGAUAGCUCGAAAACAUGGCACACGAUCAUCGAGCAAUACACUCAACAACGCCUUACGUAUGAAAAGGAUGUAUUCCCCGCCUUGCAAGGUAUAAGCAAGAUGUUUUCUAUUUACACCAAAUCCCGCUAUCUAGCCGGUCUAUGGGAAAACACAGUGAUAUCGGAUCUGCUAUGGAUGCGUUAUAGUGGAAUUCGCCGGCGGCCCCAAAUAUGGCGUGCGCCAUCCUGGUCCUGGGCCUCUGUUGUAGGCGACAUAUAUUGGGACAGCCAGGCCAACAACAAGUCUUUCCGCGCCCUCGCUACGUGCAUCGCAGUAGAGGUACAGCCAGUGAACGCUGACGCCUUUGGAGAAAUAGCAUCUGCCAGUCUCACGCUGAGAGCUCGCUGUUUCUCCAAGGCAGCGCAAGAGCCGUGGCUGCCACUUACAUAUCCACGUCAGAACAUGGUGCCGUAUGUUGAUCUAGAGGGUCCUGCUUGGAGCCAGGACGGUGUUGGGGCCGCUGUUAAUCUCGAUUGCAAGGUACCCGAGUUUGACCCGACGAGGCCGCAGAGCAAGAUGCUGGGUCUAGAGAUGCGUAUUAGGACGGUCGUCAUGGCGCAGUACUACUCGGAAGACUAUAAUUUCACCAAGUUUGAUUGUUUGCUGCUGCGGAAGACAGCAGAGAAAAGGGAGCAAACUACGUACGAGCGGUUUGGAUAUUUGAAGAUGCAAGCGCGAGACGUGCAUCUCGAUGCAUCCGAGCUUCCCUUGGAUGAAGAGGAGAUAUUGUACAUUGUUUAAGUGAGCUGUACAUUUAAGCACAUUUUCUUGAGCAGAGAAAAGAUCAUGACUAGUAUUCUUAGAGGUGCAAAUGAAAGAUUAUGGUAUUAUCCAGGUGUGUUUGGUAAAAA
Messenger RNA from Bipolaris sorokiniana ND90Pr, 2287 nucleotides. RefSeq lists its product as uncharacterized. The transcript has 2 exons. NCBI's taxonomy places the organism in Eukaryota, Fungi, Ascomycota, Dothideomycetes, Pleosporales, Pleosporaceae. The record is from RefSeq and is a predicted model, not a curated record. The coding region runs from base 168 to 2177 and encodes 669 amino acids.